ACCACACAGAAACACACACACACAUGCAAACACACACGUAUAAACCCUUAUGUCUCUCUUCUCUAGUUACUUGUUAAUACCACUGAUGUUCUUCACCUGGGCGUCCAGUCCAAUGGUGAAGUGACUAAGUUACUGAGGACAAUUGAAAUGUCUAUCAGACUGAUCGCUCCACUGCUGACAGAGAACGUGACCAGGAUAGAGACCAACCACACAAAGGCUGAGAUUAUGGUGAGGAGAGACAAGACUCCACCUGAAGGACCAGUCAGCCUGACCAAUGAGAACACUCAACUUGACACCACCUGGGAGACGGCGGUUGGAGAUUACCAGAAUUACCCAGGGUUUGCCUUUGUUGUUCUGCUCAGCUAUAAGAAUCUGGAUACUCUGAAGGACAGUUUUUCUCAUCAGAGCCAGCAGCUCAUGUCCAGUGCUGUGACGGUGUCCGUUAGCAACUCCAACACAACAAACCUGCCCCAUCCGGUUAAUCUCACCUUCAAUCACCUGCAGUCCAGUGAUGUUGACCCCACCUGUGUUUAUUGGUCGGAUGAGAAUGGACCGGGGGAGUGGUCUGGGCGGGGUUGCACUUCAGUGAUGUCAAACUCCACCCACACUGUGUGCUCCUGCAACCAUCUCAGCACAUUUGCUCUGCUGAAGGGAAUCCAUCAGAAAAAGGAAAGCGGCCAGCUGUCGGUGGUGAUGUGGGUGGGCAUUUCUGUGGCACUGGCCUUUGUGGUCCUAUCCCUGAUCAUGUCCCUGUGGUGUCGCAAUUUCAGUCGCAAACGCCGUGGAGGACACCGACUGCAACAGGAUAUACAACUCUAUAGCAAAUAAGACAUGGAUUUGAACUAUUGGUGUUAUAAGAAAAGCUUUUACUUGGAAUCCAUUUGUAAAAUUGUCUCUUGGCUUGCAAGGACAAAUGCCAGCAUUUUUAUUUAAUUAAGUAGUAUAAAAUGUAUCAAACAAAAAAUAUAUAAGAACACAUAACUUUAUGUUAAUAGAUAUACAAUAUCUCAUGUAUAUAACGCUUAAAAGUUCCAGACUGUAACAGCAGAGCUCUCAUCUCUAUGGCAAAAUACAUAAGUCAUUUUAGUCUCAUAAGCAUGGUCUGUAAUUUGUAGCAUGAAUUUUUCUAGAAUAGUGGUAUAUCCACUCAAAGCUGUAUUUGUCCAGUAUCAUGCCACUUUGUUGUUGUUGUA
This is a messenger RNA of Coregonus clupeaformis (lake whitefish), 1193 nucleotides long. Its product is annotated as adhesion G protein-coupled receptor E3-like. Gene Ontology annotation, molecular function: G protein-coupled receptor activity. NCBI's taxonomy places the organism in Eukaryota, Metazoa, Chordata, Actinopteri, Salmoniformes, Salmonidae. The coding region runs from base 148 to 828 and encodes 226 amino acids. Gene Ontology annotation, biological process: adenylate cyclase-activating G protein-coupled receptor signaling pathway. The transcript has 5 exons. The record is from RefSeq and is a predicted model, not a curated record.